Gaeumannomyces tritici R3-111a-1 is the source of this 582-nucleotide messenger RNA. RefSeq lists its product as hypothetical. The transcript has 3 exons. The coding region runs from base 193 to 582 and encodes 129 amino acids. Lineage: Eukaryota; Fungi; Ascomycota; Sordariomycetes; Magnaporthales; Magnaporthaceae. The record is from RefSeq and is a predicted model, not a curated record.
CUGCAUUUCUGACUAUUCUUAUCAUGUUUCCAAACCCCAUCUGCCUCCAUUUAUAUCCUCUGCUGCAAGUACCGGUCGAGUCUGACGCGCGCGGGUAGCGGGCGCAUUCUGGCAUUAUGGAGACAGAAUCGAAGAAGAAAGCAGAAAGCAGAAAAGCGGCGUGAUGGGUGGCGGUGGGACCUCGGGGGACCGAUGCCGCGACCACCCAGGCUACGGUGCCAGGGCUGUGUGUGUGGUGUUGCCAUGGCGGUCGUGCCCAGGAGGGAAAGCCGGGCAUUGCGGUCCAAUCUAAAGCCCAGGGCCACCCUCCUUCGGCGCUGCUUGUAUGCAGGACCGAAGCACACCGGCCUCUGUCCUCGCGGGCCAGCACAGCUGUCUCUUAUGCCUUGUCCGGCACGCUCUGCAUCUUGUGCUUACGGCGCACACACGGCACGACAGGAAGGUCCAGCCGACACGUGGCGACACAAGCACCACCGCCAAGGCCGUGCUCUCGUCUGCGGACCCACAAACCCCACCACAGGCAUCUUGGCGGGGUUCUGUGAGGAGACGCCUGCCCCUCAGUCGUCGACCAAGGCAGCGUGA